Messenger RNA from Fusarium tjaetaba, 3378 nucleotides. RefSeq names its product glycoside hydrolase family 2. NCBI's taxonomy places the organism in Eukaryota, Fungi, Ascomycota, Sordariomycetes, Hypocreales, Nectriaceae. The record is from RefSeq and is a predicted model, not a curated record. Bases 1 to 3378 code for a protein of 1125 amino acids. The transcript has 5 exons.
AUGCUCGCUAGCGUGAUCUUCGCGUCGGCGGAACAUCGCCGACAGGUCGGAGGAACAUCACCGCGACGCUUAGGCCCAAGAUCAAUUGAACAGGACUACAACCCAGGAAAGAAAAUACAGAAGAGAAUCAUCCGCCGGAUAGAACAGUACAAAGUGGUCUUCGUGGCACUAGCUCUGCCCGUUCCUGAAUCUUGGUAUUGUGAUUGCUACCACCUAAUACUCCUACUCAACAAAGGCGCUACCACGAUUACCCGUCUACGUUAUUUCAAGGCCGAACUGGCGUGGAGCGAGGAUGACUUCCUUAAUCCGCCAGCUGAGUAUCGCGGAGCUCCUCUCUGGUGCUGGAAUACCAAAUUACAACGGAACAGGCUCCUUCGACAGAUUGAUCAACUUGCGGAAAUGGGUCUGGGCGGCUUUCAUAUUCAUAGCCGCGUUGGCCUUGAUACACCGUACAUGGGUGAAGAGUUCAUGGGCCAUGUCAAAGCUUCAGUUGAGACUGCUAAAGCCAAGGGCCUCCUUGCCUGUCUAUACGAUGAGGAUAGGUGGCCGAGUGGUGCUGCUGGCGGGCUUGUUGUGGCUGAGAAUCCGGAGUUCAAGGCCGUGCAUCUCCUGUUGACGAAGCGAAAGUAUGGCUCCUUCAAUUUACCGCCACCGCUCCAAGGCGCCAAUGGCCAAGCUCGGCGAAGUGAGCUGGGCUCUUUGAUCGCACGCUAUGAUCUUCAGCGCGGCGAUGAUGGGCUAGCGACGUCUUUCAAGAGGUUAGACGACGACCAGACGGCAGGAUCUAAUACCUGGUUUGCGUAUGUUGAGCCUAACCCCCCUUCAGAAUGGUUCAAUGGGCAAACCUACGUCGACACUCUUGAACCCCGGGCUAUCCAAAAGUUCAUCGAAGAGACACAUGAGAAGUAUUAUUCCCUUUUGGGGUCUGACUUUGGGACAACGGUUCCUUCGAUCUUCACAGAUGAGCCGCAGUUCGCUCACAAAUCUAGACUCGCUAAUUCAGAGAGCGAGGAAGACCUGUUCUUGCCUUGGACUGCAAGCUUUGCCCAGUCUUUCCAAAAAGAAUAUGGUUACGAUAUAUUAGAUCAAUUGCCGCGUAUACUAUGGGAUGUUCAACAAGCUCCAGCCCCUCAGCACAAGGGACAAUGCGCUAUAACUCAAGGUGCGCCGUCUGCCGCAAGAUACCACUUUCAUGACCAUGUCUGUGAACGCUUUGUUUCUGCCUUCAUGGACACCGUGGCCGCAUGGUGUCGAGACAAGAAUAUUGCUCUCAUAGGGCACAUGAUGCAUGAGCCGACCCUACUCUCUCAGACGAAGGCACUUGGCGAGGCCAUGCGAUGCUAUCGCAACCUGGACAUGCCAGGCGUGGACAUGCUUUGCGAUGCCUAUGAGUACAACACGGUCAAACAAGCUACCAGUGUUGCUCGACAGAAUGGCUCGUGCGGUGUGAUGAGCGAGAUUUACGGCGUGACCAAUUGGACGUUCGACUUUGCCGGCCAUAAAGGUGCUGGAGACUGGCAGGCCGCCUUGGGAAUCACUUUCCGAGUACGCCAUCUCACCUGGGUCAGCAUGGCAGGAGAAGCAAAGAGGGACUAUCCUGCUUGCAUCGGUUAUCAGAGUCCAUGGUACAAAGAGUACAAGUAUAUCGAAGAUCAUUUCUCACGCCUCAACAUCGCGUUGACAAGGGGAAGAGCUGUUGUUCGCGUGGCUGUUAUCCACCCCAUUGAGAGCUUCUGGCUCGAUUAUGGACCAAUGGACUCAAGCGCAGCGAAGUGCAAGUUCCGCGAAGACAUGUUCUCAUCAGUCACAUCAUGGCUGCUACAUGGCCUGGUGGAUUUUGACUUUGUCUCGGAAAGCUUGUUGCCUCAGCAAACAUCGUUGGACAGUAUCCAGCCCGGGUCGCCUUUUCCGGUUGAAGACUCUCGGUAUGACGUUGUAGUGGUUCCUAACCUGAAAACGAUCCGCCGCACGACUUUGGAUAGGCUGAGAUGGUUUUCGCAAAAUAGCGGUACAGUGAUCUUUGCUGGAGAUCUGCCCUCUAUGCUCGAUGGAAGUGCGCCUGUCAAUCUGACUCUGGAAGACAAUGUAAAACAUAUUCCUUUGACUCAGUACCAUCUUCUGCAGUCCCUGGAAGCAUACAGAGAUAUCCGAAUCACCAGCAAAGACAAUGGUGACACGAUCUCUUCGAUGCUUUAUCAGCUUCGCCAAGAUGGUGCAAAGUCUUUCCUCUUCAUGUGCAAUACUCACAGAAAGCGCUGCUUUGCCACAGAGAUUGGGAUCAAGGGUCUUUGGAUCCCAACAGUCUUGGACACCAUCAUAGGGGAAAGAAACGUCGUCCCUGUUUCCAGAAGAUCAAACGGCUGGACGUGGAUUGAGUGGCAUUUUGAAGCCUGUGGCAGCCUAUUAGUUGAGCUAUCGCCAUACGCCAACCAGUCUACGGUUACAGGUACUCCUCAAGAAGUCUUCAGAGCUGAUUGGACUACUGUUGCUCAGGUGGACAUAGACCAUGUGGAGUUAUCAGAGCCAAAUGUUUUGCUUCUCGACUAUGCAUCAUUCUCUACAGAUGGAAAGGCCUGGGAGCCAGAAACGGAGAUCCUCCGCAUCGACAACAUUAUAAGGGAACGACUUGGCCUGCCGCUGAAGGGUGAGGCCUACCGGCAGCCUUGGGCAGUUUCCGGUCGAGAGAGGGAGCCUAAGGCGGAGAUCAGAUUGCGCUAUCGUUUCACGGGUGCUAUCAGCACAUGUGAUGCUCAGCGAGUUGUGCUUCACAUCCCGCAUUUUGCCGGACCCGUCAUCGUCGUGUAUCUUAACGGCAAACGCAGAGGGACAGUUGCAUUACAGCCGGAUACAGUUGAACUCGGCGUCCUCGAGCCAGGUCAAGAAUUCGAGUUGCGGAUCGAGUGCUAUGGCAACAGGGAGAAUUCUUUCGGCACCUUACAUAUGCCGGAUGGCGUGAGCCGAUGCACCCACAGCCUCGCAGCUCCUGCGAGGGCUGACUUUCCGAGAAGGGCGGGCGAGACUCAUCCACCCAUUAGCUUAUGCGAAAAGUCAGGCAAUGCUCAGAGAAUACUGGAGAUCAUCACUGACCUGCGAAUUCCAACAUCAGAUGUUGAAGACCAGUUCCGAGUCGAUCCGGUCUUGUCCGUUCCAUCGACCUCUGAGGGCAGCGCGACUGGUGCUGACUGCACUUCUUCCCCAACAGAGCGCCAAAGGGAGCCAUGUCGGCAAACAGAGGGUGUAGUAACAUCAGACGAUGCACCGUUUUUUAAUGAGUUUACUUACAGCGAGUCUCUCUAUAUCUCGGAUUUGUGGUUUAACACACCACUAUUUGCAACUUCUGGCUACCAGCAAUUUUGCGAGGAUGGAGAUCAUACAUAA